AUGGGAGCUACUAACUGGACUUUUGAUGCCGAUACUGCUUGUGAAUUCCAUGAGAAAUCGGCUGUGACAGAAUUAACCAGGAACAUUUCUUGCAUCCUUGGACCCGAUAAUAGUACACAACACAUUUCAGUAAUAGAAUUCAAACGUUGCAGCCUUUCUGGAGUUCUUCCACCAGAAUUGAACCAGCUUCCUAAUAUCUCGAGUAUUGAAGCAAACCAAUUCUCAGGAACAGUGCCCACGCAGCUUGGGAAACUAGUUAAUUUGGAGACUUUGAGACUUUCCUCCAAUAGAUUGACUGGAAAUUUACCAACGGAAUUUGCUGAGCUGAAAAAUUUGACAGACUUGUAA
Molecule: messenger RNA, 348 nt
Organism: Pistacia vera
Lineage: Eukaryota; Viridiplantae; Streptophyta; Magnoliopsida; Sapindales; Anacardiaceae
Product: leucine-rich repeat protein 1-like
Exons: 4
Coding region: 1-348 (115 amino acids)
Molecular function (GO): protein binding
Source: RefSeq, a predicted model, not a curated record